This is a messenger RNA of Puccinia triticina, 1599 nucleotides long. RefSeq lists its product as uncharacterized. The transcript is spliced from 7 exons. Bases 1 to 1599 code for a protein of 532 amino acids. The record is from RefSeq and is a predicted model, not a curated record. Lineage: Eukaryota; Fungi; Basidiomycota; Pucciniomycetes; Pucciniales; Pucciniaceae.
AUGUGCUCUUUUUUUUAUCCACUAUCCAGCGAAGCUAGCACCCAAUUAGUUUUCUGCCUUCCGCGCAAGCUGCCGGCCGUAUCUACUCUAUCACUCGCGCACUGGGGCCAUCGGGAGGAAAAAGUGAAAUACAACAGAGGUUCCCAAUACAUAGUCACAAAUAUGAGCAAUUUGCAGGCCAGCUACACGGUCCAGUCCAUAGCGCUGCACCAGUUUCUUGCGAAGUUAAUGAAACUUGAUCCUCCUAAACCCGUACCGACUAUCCUGCUGUCAGCAGCUUUCCUCGAACCUCUCGCUGGAGUACUUUACGCGUUGAGCUCAAUCCCAGCAAUUCGACAACAAGGGUUUUGGCUCGUGAAAGUGGAGAAAAAUGGUAUGAUCCGCCCCAAUACUCGCACAUUGAUCCCGAUGUUUGUGCUUGUGUACAUUGCAUUCAGUAUGACUACAAUCCAUUCCUUCCAAAAGGACUUGAAAAAGUCAGUUCUUUCGACCGCGACAGUUACACUGAGCUUAUCCACAUACCCUUUCAUGAUGUGCGCAGGCUGGACGAAAAUCUGGAAUAUCCUUCGAGCACUCCCUCUAACUAAAUACGGGCUUGUCACCAGAAUGAGGCAAACCAAUGCCGGCUCAACUAUGACAUAUUUCAAGCCAAGGACUAUCAAUCUUAUUUCGCUUUUCUUCUUCAUUUUUCCAUUCGCCUUUGCAGGACCUCCAAUAUACUUGAUAACACUCCACGUCAUAGAAAUCAACAGGAUUUACAAGCAGUACAACGAUUCUUUUUUGGCUAUCAUCAGUGGACAACUGCAACCAACGACAAUAUUGAAUCUAAACAUCGAUGCCUUAACCCAGGUGGCCAUAAUGCGGAAGCGAGCUGACGCAGUACUAUUCCUCUCGCGUUUCAUCAGCGGUGGAUACUGCUUGAACAUCAUUAUACUAUUUUUCAUGAUGCUAUUUGGUUACUUCCGCAUACUUCAAGCUGUUCAGUAUCAGAUCCGUACCUUUCGCCAGGCUCUUCAAGAAACCAUUCCACUUUCAUUAGGCAUUCAAUCGUCAGAAAAUGUCUCGAAGCUUCAAGUUCAACCAACACCAGUUUCAACUAACUUCAACACCUCCAUCACCGAUGAUAUCUCAAAAGAUCAACGCCAGAAACCGCUUCUAGUCAGCAAGAACAUCCUAAAAUUGCUGCCUUCUUUUCGAGAUAAUCCAGAUUUUCUUGAAAAGCCCCGCUCGAGCACGAGCUCUAACAAUUCACUCUCGAAUAGCAAGCAGCCCUGGGAAAUCAAUAAUCGAGCAGCAAUUCAAUCUCAAUGUAAAGCGCUUAAAAUAUACCAAGUCAACUUGAUCUGGCAAGUGCUUUGUAACACAACUGUGAUGCUUGUCCUUGUCGUAAUGGAUUCCAUGAUUCUGUUUAACUAUUUACAGAUCCCAACACGCCAUACGCUUUCUGAUUUGAAUUGGUUUACAAUCACCGUAGCCAACGUCACUUGGAUCAUGACGAUUGGAAUACCAUUUGGCCUGGUAGCAGCAAUCGUUGCUUUCUCAUCACCAAUCACCUCCCUGCGUGAAAAAUCGGAAGUUGUGGAGGAAUGUGAUUAUUGA